Pantherophis guttatus is the source of this 1468-nucleotide messenger RNA. The record is from RefSeq and is a predicted model, not a curated record. NCBI's taxonomy places the organism in Eukaryota, Metazoa, Chordata, Lepidosauria, Squamata, Colubridae.
AAAUGCCGCUGCCCGCGAGGCGGAGCACGGCGUGCGCCUCUCUUUACCGCCCACAGCAGCAUCGCCCAAGAGCUUAGGACAGGCAGUCGGGAAGAGUGCCAUGGCCAGUUGAAAGCGGAGGGGGCAGUUUUAGUUUCUUGGUAAUGGCUGCAAAAGACCCCUGUAAGAAACAUGCCUGUGAAAUCCAAAAAUGUUUGCAAGCAAACAACUACUUGGAAUCUAAAUGCGAAGCGGUCUUCCAGGAGAUGAGACGUUGUUGCGCCCAUUACCCUAAGGGCGUAUCCCUCUCUUGUUCGGGCUUUAAAGGGGAGGGAAAAGAGAGCGAGAAGCAGGUACCAGAUUCCAACCCACCCCCCACUCUGAAGCCCUGAGGGAAGCCCGCUCUCUGGGACGGCCCGAGCAGCCUUACCUGCCGUCUACGUAGCUACCGCGCUAUACCUCAAAUCUGUUCUCUUGCACGGGAGGGCUACUCCCAAGACGCAAGCCAGCCGGCUCCUCUUCCUCCAGACCCUGACGGAAGGCCGGAAGGCAACAACAGCCCGUCGUCAUCGUCGGUCGAAAAGUAGAGCCCCUAGCACUUUUGUUGUCAAAACAAUGUUAACUGCUGUAGCCUUAUUGUAAAGUAGAUUGGAGUAGAAUGCCUUGAUUUGUUGAAUCGUCCUGUGUCCUUUUGUUCUAUUGUCCACAGAAGAGCAAUAUUCCACUGGAAGGUGAAAUCCAGCCUGUUUUUUUUGCUGGGCGUCAAAUUUCAGACCUAAUCUCGUUUUACGUGUGGUACGUGUAAGCUAAGUCCUUUGUUGAAACGCCAAGAUUUUACGCUCGCGAAGUCCUCGUUCCUCGCUGUGUUCGAAAGUUGUCCUUUCCCGCUAAACGGGAACGGGCUGGCAACUAAAGCCGAGAGAGCCAGCUUUUUAGCUCAGCGGUAGAGUUUCUCCGAGGUGCCCGUUUUUUUCGCCGGGCAAAGUUGAGACAAAGCCGCCUUUGGGCUUUCGAUUCAGUAGCGGUCAAAUCCAAUUGCACAAUAUUGGUUUUAUGUCACGCUGUGAUAGAAGCAGCUGAUGUUCAGGGAUAGCUACAUAUUGUGUGCGGUGUGGCCUCCUUUCCCUUAUUUGUAAAGCAAUAGGCACUUUUCUGGAAAGCCAGAGUUGCAAGUAUUAUUUUUAAAAUUUCAACGUUUUUGCUAUUGAUGCAGAUGAAAUCCCAUUUCUAUGACGGGAAUAAGAAUGUUAAGUGUAGCACUCCUUUCCUCUUCACACACACACCCAUUUAGACUGAAUCAAAUGUUUCCCCAAGGGAUUUUGAGCUCCCUUUACAACUCUCGCUGUUCUGUAUCUCCUGCCUCCUCGGUGUCGAAACCAUCACAAAAUAACUGCAAUGUUGUGUAUACUGUAAGCAAGCUUUUAGCAAAGCUGGUGGAAUGAGAUUCUGACCUUGUUGCAGUUCAAUAAAUACUCGAUCCAUACAAGGA